AUGCUCGCGAAUACCAGUCAAACUGACCCUGCUCGCCGUGUUUCGAACAUCAACAUCGGCUACAAUUUCGCCAUGUUGUACAAGCCACGGUGCGAUUCUCAAGCGCCUCCCCCGUCUACUUUCUGGCAGCCUUCUGCGAUUGCACCCCUCAAUAGACCGCGCGGACCGUUCUCCUUGGCCUACCGCCCGAAAAGCAGCGACUUCCUUCCGAUUUCGCAAGCGAGGAGCUUCGCCAACGACGACGAUCUUCGCUCAACAAAUACGAAUGGCAUUCGCUCGACCACCGCUAAUGGUCCUCACUCGAACAAGACAAGUGGUGUCCGCUGGAAGAUUCACGCUUUACCCGGCGCCGAGUCCAUCGAUGCCCCCCUCACCGAUGCUCCCGUUUCGUGGCAGAACGCCUCGAGCUCAUGCGCGGAGGGUUGCGAGAGGUUUAUCAUCGCGUCAGGGUGCGGGAAGCCAACUACGGUGGCGCAAAGCACAGGCGAAAGAUUGUCGCGCGGGCUGAAGAGGAGCAGCGGGAGGGACAAUCGAUCGAAGCGCCGCGAAAUCCGGAGAACGACUGAAGGAUGUACGGGACAGAGAGCACAUGGAGAUGUUCAUAAACUAGAGAAGCGUCGGCCCUGCCUCCCGACGACCUUGCUUGCAUGUGACACGCACGCUGCGGUGGCCAUAGUUCCUCCUCAAGAAAUAUUUGCCGACGUUCAGAGAUUGAUCCUGUCUUAUGAAGAGGCUUCAUGA
This is a messenger RNA of Schizophyllum commune H4-8, 741 nucleotides long. RefSeq lists its product as uncharacterized. Bases 1 to 741 code for a protein of 246 amino acids. The record is from RefSeq and is a predicted model, not a curated record. NCBI's taxonomy places the organism in Eukaryota, Fungi, Basidiomycota, Agaricomycetes, Agaricales, Schizophyllaceae. The transcript has a single exon.